AGCGCGGCGCACACAACAUAGCCAUCUUGUCAGGAGUGACUGAGGGAGGUAACGGGUGGUGCUGUUUAUAUUGUCGAUAUUUAAAAAACGCAAGGAAUUUAUCUGUGGUCUCUCUCGAAACUACACGGACAUACGAGUUUAGUGUCACUGCCAGGUGAAUUGAGGCUGGUAAAGUGAGGUGGUGCCGAAAACUGCUUUUGUGAAGAUGUCUCGUAUACUUGUACCGACGUAGGGGGAGUGUGCAGCAGCCAGUUGGCUUCAUUGCUAGCGUUAACCCAGUAAGUGGAGGGCUGUGGGCCCUCCUCAGCCUGAAGUAGCUCCUCUGGCUGGGGCCUUUGACAACAGCACAACCGGGACCCGAGACCGAUCCGGACUGACUCAGAGGUUUGGAUUAACCGUAGGGCGCUGCCGUUAAAAGUGAUCAAAGCCGCAUUGCUGGACUACACUCCCGGUUAUGAUCCCGUAAAACGCCACAGAAGAGCGACGGGUAAAGGGAUGGCGCAGAUUCAGCUGGACUUUAGUUAGCUGGUAAAGUAUUUUGUUCAACGUGCUGUUCAAUAUGAAUUAACGUUCUGCGAAGCUGCAACACAGCUCGUCUCUUUUGACGGAGGAUAAAUAUAGCCAUACGAGACUUGGAAACAGACCGCCAGUAUGUCGAAAAUGCCGGCCAAGAAAAAGAGCUGUUUUCAGAUCACGAGUGUCACCCAGGCCCAGGUGGCGGCCAUAGGAGCCGCAGACGACACGGAGAGCCUGGACGACCCAGACGAGUCGAGAGCUGAGGACGUGUCUUCGGAAAUCUACGACAUGUCACGAGCGGAGUAUGAGCCCGCCAGUGAUAGAAGUCCAUCUGAAGAAGCCCAGAAUAAUGUGGUGGAGGUAGAGGCACCAGCAAACAUACCUCAAGCGAGUCAGCUGUCAAACAAAGUGUCCAAUCAAAGUGGCCAGCUGCAGGCAGGGCUUUCAACGGGGCCACCCGUCGCCCCUCAGCAGCAGGCAGGCUCUGUGUCUCUGAACACAUCACAGACCGUGUCCAGCUCAGCUCCUGCUGCCUCUGGCUCCACUGUGAGCUGCACAUCACGCUUCAGAGUCAUAAAACUUGACCAUGGUACUGGGGAACCGUUUCGAAGAGGCAGGUGGACUUGCACAGAGUUUUAUGACAAAGAGCCUGAGAGCUCAGUGGGAAAGACUGGAGAUAGCUUACGACAUGCCAGUACUACACUGGACCCCAGUGGAGAGCGAGACAGUGGACUGGGCCACACAGUGGGCUCAGCAGCAGACACAGCGGUGUCUUCAGCCCGCAUCAUAUCUGUGGAGACAUUACCCACACAAUCAGUCCAGCACACAGGCUUCAGCGUCCGUCAGCAGAGCCUUAGUGGCACACAGAGUGCCUUCUCCAACAGCAAACCAACUGGUGUCCAGCCUCUGCAGUCCAGCACUGGAGGCCUCCCACCACCUCAGGCUGUGCUGCCUGUGGGACAGAAUGGGCUGCCUCAACCCGGUGUUCACUUACACAAGUCACCUGUCAUGCCCCCUUCUUACCCUGCACAGCAGCAUCUUCCCAUGGGCCACCUCCUGACAGGUCAGCCUGCGGCUCUGGGACAGAGCCAGUCAGAGUACUAUCAGCCCCCAGGCCCAGGUGUCCUUUCUGCUGGCCAAGGAGCUUCCUCAGUGAUGCCUGGAGCCACUGCUGGAGUUUCUGUGCCCAGUCAAAUUGGGGAUAUUGGGGGUUCUUUGCCUACAGGACCACCUCUUCCGCAGCAGCCAGUAGGAAAUGUUCCUGUUUCCUUAUUGGUUAGUGGGUCUACUCUACAGACUCAGUACAUUGCAGCAGGCCAGCCUCCACUACAUGGUGCAACACCAUCCAGCAUACAGAAUGUGCCUGCCAAUGCAGUGAGCUCCAGUGUGCCCAGCACCAUGCCCACUGCUGUGCCCAGUGCCUCCAGUGCAGUCAUGCCAAAUGUGACCAGCUCUGCGUUGCCCCCAGCUCCAUUUAAGACAGCAGUGGUGCAGGGGAUCCCAGCAGCAGGAUUGGGACAAGUGGAGGUUAUGAGUGGAAGAAAGUCUGAGGUUCCUCAUGUGCCUGGGAAGGAGCCAGUGAAACCUCUGACUGACGCCCUACAACUCUCCACACCCACCGUCAACAGCCUGUUUGGGAUCCACAUACCUGUGGAUGGGGAUGAGGACAGGAACCCCUCCAAGGCUUUCUACCAGGCCUUCCAGUCUGGCAGCAGAUUAAGAGAUUCAAAGGCCCUCAGUGAUAGUGCCUCGGGAACCAAUGUUGUUGCCAUUGACAAUAAAAUUGAACAGGCAAUGGACCUAGUGAAAAGCCAUCUGAUGUAUGCAGUGCGUGAAGAAGUGGAGGUCUUAAAGGAGCAGAUCAAGGAGCUGUUUGAGAGGAACUCUGUUUUAGAGAGGGAGAACGCAGUGUUGAAGUCCUUGGCCAACACUGAGCAGCUGUCACAGCUGUCUGCACAGACCAGCUCCACGCCUCCUCAGCCUGCGCUCCUUCCUCCCAACCCCCCUGUCCAGACUCCGCUUGACCCCAGCCAACAACUGCAACCCAACGUCACCUCAGCUUGAAGCGCAAUUCAAAACUACAAGCAGCGUUUCCUGACAACCUAUUACAGUUAGUGUAUGUGAAAAUUCAAAGAAGAGAAAACUUUGUCUUCUUAGCCACCAGCUUGACCACAGAGUACAGUGUACAUUUGUGUGUGUGCGUGCCAGGCCGAGUUGGCGACAGCGACUGUGAAUUGGUGUUGAAUGUCUGUGCAUCUGUACUGUGGGCCUAUCCAGUGUUAAUGCAAUCACAAAGUUUAUAGAGGUGAUAAUCAGGGUGGUCUUGGUUUGUUAGAGUUGGCUACAGUAUGUGUUCACAUUGACUAACUGCUGGGUCCAAGCUUGCAAUGAUAUGCCUUGAAUUGAAGGCAUCUCUGACACCUGCUCUAGAACAUGAACAGGUGCGCUUUACCUCCCCUAAGGGACAAAUAGUGUGAUUGUCAAAAGAGAGCGUUAUUUUUUUAAUGAAAUAAUCUGAGUGGGUUAAGGGGUAUUUUAGCCUUGCUGUUUCAUGUUAAAGAAGUGGGAGAGAAUGGAGAUAUACCGCUGCCGUUACUUUUACAUUAAGUCCAACCUUUGCAUCAGUCUUUGAGUUCUACUGUUAAGUGUUUUAUUUAUUACAGGGCUGCUAUUUCCAUAAAUGAACAAUUUCUUCAAACCUGUUAAACUGAGUCUCUCUCUUUUACAGUGUUUUUGUUUUACAUCCCUGGGGCAAUUCUUAAAGGCAAACAUAAAUCCUGACAAAUGGAUAAACACUACUCAAAUUUAUGCUGCAAUUCCCAAUUCAAAAGUCAAGUCCAGAUUUAUGAAUGUAAUAAGUAUUAAGAGCCUUGAUGAGUAAUUCUUCGUCUACUGACAUUAAUGCAAUGUUUACACGGCAACCAUUUUUCACAAAUUCGCAAUGUUUUUUUUUUUUUUUUUUAUCGUAUUCGCAUCUUUUACAGGACACCAAACUCCGCGUUGAAUCAGUGCUCCUUUUGAAAACCCUGAAAAGAUUUAAUUUAGGACGGAGAUCAUAAUUACUGGGCAGACCGGUUCUCUCAAGGGGAGGGCAGCGCAGCUCCAAUCUGUGCAUUUGUGAUUCGCUGUCUGCGUGCAGUUCACAGCCGACAAGCGAUUGUAAAUUACAACACUUUUAGGUCUCAUACAUUUAUAUUUACUCAAGAAACCGGUAGUGAAAUAUAUUACUUUUACGUAGGGGAAAUGUCCCAGAGAAGCACAAAAUCUACAAGUUACCCCUAAAUUGUAAACAGGAAGUAGGAUUUCCUCUGCGGUACGGUGCAGUGCGUCAGUAAGGAGAAUAGCGCCCUAUGCUGGACAAAAACGCAUACUGCUGCUUUUCAUACAUAAAGCUUGUUUUCGCUGAUCAAAUUGAGGGUGAAUGCAGAUUUUCCGACCUGCGUUGCCGUGUAAACAGGGCCUAAAACUAGGAUAAACAUCUAAUAUGUCAAAUCUGAUUUCUCUUAGUAUCAUUUAUUGUAUUUCGAUGUUUUUCCUGAAGGGGGCCAGGGGGAAAAGCUGUGAAAUCAUUCAACCUACUUUGUAACCAAAGAUGCAAAGCUGUGUAAAUUGAUUCAUUUUAAAAUGCACACAUUUUGUUACUUUCUCCUCCACAGAAUAUUUUGUUGCUGUUUGGCAUGUUCUGCAUGAUCUGUAAUUUUCAACCACUUUCUUACCUCAUUUUUACUCAGCACUCUUAUUGUAAGAUAGUCUGUGAACAGUGUAACGGGGAAAGCUACAGCAUUGGCAAGAGAAAAAAUAACCUAGUGUUACUGACACUAGUCACAGAAAAUGAAGUGAGCCAUGUUUGUUCAUUCAAAGGUGUUUGAAUUUCAUAUGCCAAUAGUUUUGUUACAUUGCAAAUUUUAAUGUAUUUAAAAUAAAAGCAAUAUUCAGAUUCCAAAUCUGCUGGA
This is a messenger RNA of Boleophthalmus pectinirostris (great blue-spotted mudskipper), 4469 nucleotides long. Its product is annotated as TSC22 domain family protein 2-like. The record is from RefSeq and is a predicted model, not a curated record. Gene Ontology annotation, biological process: regulation of transcription by RNA polymerase II. NCBI's taxonomy places the organism in Eukaryota, Metazoa, Chordata, Actinopteri, Gobiiformes, Gobiidae. The transcript is spliced from 4 exons. The coding region runs from base 652 to 2580 and encodes 642 amino acids.